Molecule: messenger RNA, 3251 nt
Organism: Musca domestica (house fly)
Lineage: Eukaryota; Metazoa; Arthropoda; Insecta; Diptera; Muscidae
Product: glycerophosphocholine phosphodiesterase GPCPD1
Exons: 2
Coding region: 868-3003 (711 amino acids)
Biological process (GO): glycerophospholipid catabolic process
Molecular function (GO): starch binding; glycerophosphocholine phosphodiesterase activity
Source: RefSeq, a predicted model, not a curated record
AAUGGGGGUACUUCUUCUUGAGGAUUAUCUUUUUGGAUGGGCCCACAACGAAGUUACUCAAUGUGUCCCAAACAUGAUGCGACUUAGUAAUUGCCUUUGAUAAUCACAGAGUUUGCCCGAAUUUUUGGUUGUUGUAUGUCGAGGGCUAUAUUGAAUGAACAUAGUGUAGCAUCUUUAAAUCUGAAAUUUGAUUUCCGCUUAGUUCAAUAGUUGUCACUAAAAACAUAUUUAAACAAUUAUCAUUUUUGCCAGACAAUUCCUAAAAACUACAUUGAUUAAAAUAUUCCGUGGACAGACGGAACCACGAGCGGAAUCAUGAGCAUAUCACCAAAUUUUUAUGUUUUGUAAACAACUGAACAACAAUACGAUUACCUAAAACCGGUGGACUAUCAUCCAUAUUUGGCAACAUGACACAUUUUAUUCGCCAGUGAAUUGUGGUAGUGAUUUAUGCCGAUCCGGGGAUUAACAUUUCAAAAGAGUUCUUUCAGAAAGAUUGGGGCUUGGGCACUUCGAUUUAACCCCGAUGAAAAAACUUUAAUUGUGUGUGUGUGUGUGUGUGUGUUUUUUCUCAUACCGCACUAACGUUCACACAUGUAGGCUUCAAACAUAUUCAUUUGUUACCACUACCAUUUGAACGACCAUAGGCAAAUGCUCUUUUGGCUACAUGCCAAUCACGCUCAAAUAAACGACACGAUGAUUUUAUCUCUUCAUAUCUCGUGAUUCCUGAAGAAGACCAACAAAUGCCCCGAGCAGAAAGUCGUUUAGUAUUGCUCGAAUUUUCAGACACACAAAUGUACAUAGGCAGUGUGAUCUUGGUGUCGGUAGUUGGCAUAAAUAAAAGUAAAAGAAAGUAUUCUAUACGUUGAUAUGUUUGUUUUAAGUGUCCAAAGAGGGAAAUUAUAUUUGAAAAUAUCAAGACAAUGUAAUCUGUCGAAAACGAACUGUACUCUAUUUUCGAAACUAUUGUUCCAUCUGUUGUCGUCGAACAGCGAAUCGGAUCGAACACUGAAUCGCUAUAUUUACAUUCUACGUUCCCAACACUACUCUGACAAUGUCCAGAGUGACACGUUUGGGGAUGCAGCGGCCGUCACAACGUUCGGCAAGGUCGAUGCGACGGUCAGUGCGGUAGAAGCGGUAAAGGACGAGGUGGUUUCACCGACAUGUGUACCGACCCUGCGGGCAUUCAGUGUGCUCGUGAAGCAUGACCUCGAACCCAAUGAGUAUGUGGGCUUGACGGGAGAUAACAAGGCUCUGGGCGAAUGGCAACUGGAAGGGGCCAUUGCCCUGGAGCGGAAGAACGGCACCAUAGAAUGGACCACCAAGGUUCUACUGCAGGCAUGCCGCAACUUCCAUUAUCGCUACUUUACCUUUGUCGAGGACAAGAGCGGGCAGAGGCAUAUUCGGCUGUGGGAGAGCCAUUUGAAGCCACGUAUUCUUGGCGGAUGUGUGGCCCAUUGCCCCCAAAUGGACGUGUUCGGUCAGCAGGAAAAUGGAGACGUGCAAUUAAAUAGAGGCUGGAUAACGAAUGAGGUUGUCUAUCAAUUCAAAUUUGAGCGAGAACACAUGUUCCAAGUCCACGACAUUGAAAAGUUCGAUCCGGAAAAUGUGUUGAUCAAGUUGCUACCAUUGGAAGAGGACCACCAAACCGCGUUGGACAUCCAGGCGGCUGGGGUAAACAUUGAAGUGGUCAAAAUGAACAACGGCGCGAGUCGCUUGCAGAAGCAAAAUUCAUUGGGCGUGGCGCACAAGCGAAACGAGGUUGUCAUUUUCCAUGUGACAGUUCCUAAGACUAUUAAUCCGGCAUAUGAAUUACAAUUCCACUCUGCCGACGGCAAGUCCAUGGGCAGUGCUGUUAUAGACCCAUCUCAGUUGCGGGGCAGUGAAGGAGAAAUAGAACUCAGUAUUACGAUGGCGACGCCAAAAGGCGAAUCUCCGGUGAUUGCGAGAUUGAAAUUGCCAUAUUUGGUUGUGAAACCAUUCAGCGAUGUCGGUAUUUUAGAUUUCCGCACAACCUAUGCACACUACUGGCCAAGGAGCUGGCCCAUUUUGGACGUCGGACACAGAGGAAAUGGAAAAAGCUACAUAGCUAAUCCGCCAGUAGAACUAGAGAAUACGGUGGCGUCAUUCCUAAAAGCCUACGAAGUGUUUGCGGACAUGGUCGAAUUGGAUGUCCAUUUGACUGCGGACGGAGUACCUGUGAUAUAUCAUGAUUUUGGGCUACGAACGGCUCCUCAGGGCAAAAAAGUCACGGAUGUGACCCAGCUAGAGUAUGUUUUAAUAAAAGACGUCACAUAUGCCGAGCUAUGUGCCCUGCGAGUUUUUGCCGUUAUUAACAACGAGAUUAAAGAAUAUCCCUCCCACAACUCGGAGCCAAUAGUAGAGCGUCGUAUAUUCCCCCGCUUGGUCGACGUCUUGCAAGCAUUACCCAAAACUCUGGGCAUCGAUGUCGAAAUCAAGUGGCCUCAGCGAAGGAAAUGUGGCGGCGUCGAGGCAGAACAGACCCUCGACAAAAACUUUUUCGUAGAUCGGGUCCUCGAAACGAUAAUUCACAAAGGCUGCGGCAGGCCAUUGAUAUUCUCCAGCUUCGAUGCUGACAUCUGCACCAUGCUGCGCUUCAAGCAAAACAUUUUCCCCGUUAUGUUCCUCUCAAUGGGCGAGACCAAGAAAUGGGAACCUUUCCUCGAUCUCCGCACAAGGACAUUUCAGCAGGCCAUCAACAACGCCCAGGCAUUUGAGUUGGCUGGUACAGCUCCCCAUGCCGAAGAUUUUAUUGACAAUGAAAACGCCGCUGCGAUGAUGUCAAAGGCCCGUUCCUUGGGCCAAAUAGCCCUGGUGUGGGGCGAUGACUGCAAUUCCAAAGAGGCCGUUAAAUACUUCCAGAAAAUAGGCGCUACCGCUACCUGUUACGAUCGCAGUGACCUCUACAUGCCGGAGAACAAAAGCCGAUCUUUCUUCAAUUCCAGCCUCUCGCUUGAUGAGUUCCAAGGCCAGUGCCGUCAGUAGACAACGCGAUCUACCGACACCCAACUACCAAUCCUUCCAAAUACCCCCUUUUCAGCAUCUUAGAAAUUAGAUUAUCUAUUUUUGUAAGCCUUUUAUGCACCGACGUAAGUAUGUAAGUAUUGUUAAUAAAAAGUAUCGGACAAGCCGCGGUGUAGUGGUGUGCGGCAGACAGUGAGUGCUUGUUACGUUUUUUUGUUUUCUUAAAAAGUAAAAAAUUAAAUAAAUGAAUAACAAUAAAAUUGAUUGCA